Penicillium griseofulvum is the source of this 1887-nucleotide messenger RNA. Its product is annotated as KilA-N domain-containing protein. Gene Ontology annotation, molecular function: DNA-binding transcription factor activity; sequence-specific DNA binding. Bases 1 to 1887 code for a protein of 628 amino acids. The transcript has 4 exons. NCBI's taxonomy places the organism in Eukaryota, Fungi, Ascomycota, Eurotiomycetes, Eurotiales, Aspergillaceae. Gene Ontology annotation, cellular component: nucleus. Gene Ontology annotation, biological process: positive regulation of transcription by RNA polymerase II. The record is from RefSeq and is a predicted model, not a curated record.
AUGAACCAGGCCCAGCCGUAUAUGGAUGCCCACUCGCACAUGUCUUCUGCUCAGUCAUACGCUCCUCAAGGCGCAACUGCUGGCGCAAUGUCCCAUUAUCAGUACCACGGACAGCCCCCCGUGAUGCAGCCCGCGUCCUCUUACGCCCCGGCUGCUUACCCCCAAUAUGGGUACACCAAUGGCGUUACUUCACCCCCAGGACACCCACCGAGCUCCAUGGGCCAGAUGACGGCUCAGUUGCUGCCGUUACCUGUGAGCAAUCACGCCGUGGCGCCUCCAAGCGGAUACGGGAACAACACUGGCGCUCCGCUUCAAGGGUUCGUCUUCGAUGGUACCGGUCAGGUCGCUCCUCCGGGAGCCAAACCGCGAGUGACUGCCACUUUAUGGGAGGAUGAGGGGAGUCUUUGCUACCAGGUGGAAGCAAAGGGAGUCUGCGUUGCGCGACGAGAAGACAACCACAUGAUCAAUGGUACAAAGCUGCUGAAUGUAGCUGGCAUGACCCGUGGUCGACGUGAUGGAAUUCUGAAAAGCGAAAAGCUUCGCCACGUUGUGAAAAUUGGCCCGAUGCAUUUGAAAGGUGUCUGGAUCCCAUUCGAGCGUGCUCUGGAAUUUGCCAAUAAGGAGAAGAUCACCGAUCUCUUAUAUCCACUCUUUGUGCAUAAUAUCGGUGGUCUUCUAUACCACCCGGCUAACCAGACUCGGACAAACAUGGUAGUGCAAGAAUCCCAGCAGCGACGGCUGGAAGGUCCUCCCCCGGGUCCCCAUCGGACACCGUCUGGAUCUCAGCAACCCCCAAUUCACCAUCAGCAGUCCUCUAUGCAGCAGACGCCCAUGUCCUCUCACAUGUCUCAAGGCCCAAUGAGUGGCCAGCCCGGCUCGAGGCCUGGCCUCGAGCGUGCCAACACUUUCCCUACACCGCCAGCUAGCUCAUCUAGUCUGAUGGGUGUCACCAAUCAGAGCGGUCCAUACGAAUGGGGCGGACCCGUGCCACACACGCAGCCCCUGUCCAUCGACACUACACUGAGUAACCAGCGCUCAAUGCCAACUACCCCCGCAACCACCCCACCGGGCAACAACAUGCACGGCUUACCAGCCUACCAAAGCCAAGCCUACGACAGCUCCAAGCCCUACUACUCAGCGGCGCCACAAACGCAUGCCCAAUACGCGCCGCACACCCCAUUGACCCAAUCAGGGAUGUCCAGCUACGGCCAGUCCCUGCCCGGCGGGUACAUGAAAAGCGAAAUGGCGCCACCGAACCCACGCCCCGGUGCCUCUGAGCCCGAAGCCUCCGAGCGCGACUCCAACCGCUAUAGCCAGAGCAAUGGGCCCGGCGAGCCCGUCGCCGAGCACGAUCAGGAGUAUAUGCAAGACCACAAUGCCGGCUACAACUCCAACCGUGGAUCUUACACUUACACCACAAACCCCUCCGUCAGCUCCCUCACCCUCACCGGCGAACACUCCCAGCUCACCCCGGAGAUGACCAGCUCCCCGAGCCAGCAAAACGGCUCCGGUCGCAUGACCCCGCGCACGGGCGCUGGCCCCCCUCCCCACUGGGCUUCGGGGUAUAACACUCCUCCCCGUCCCGCCGCCGCCGCUACCCUGUACAACGCUGUCAGUGACACGCGCGGUACCCCGGCCAACGGUGCUUCGGACCCUUACUCCAUGGCCUCGACCACGGCCCCGGUCUACGCGACUGGCAAUGGCUCGCUAAGUGCAGGCAGCAAACGCAUGCGUGAGGACGAGGAUAUCCGCCCCGAGAGUACUGCUGAGUACGAGACAUCGAAGCGUCGUAAGACGAUCACCGAUUCUACUCUCGGUGGUCCAGUUGGUGGCCCGCCUAUACUUCAGCCAAUGAAGCCUAGUGCGGUCAUGGCUCGCCAUCGGUGA